This is a messenger RNA of Mandrillus leucophaeus (drill), 510 nucleotides long. It is a transcript of the gene ANGPTL8, whose product is annotated as chromosome unknown open reading frame, human C19orf80. The transcript has a single exon. Gene Ontology annotation, biological process: triglyceride homeostasis; regulation of lipid metabolic process. NCBI's taxonomy places the organism in Eukaryota, Metazoa, Chordata, Mammalia, Primates, Cercopithecidae. The record is from RefSeq and is a predicted model, not a curated record. Bases 10 to 429 code for a protein of 139 amino acids.
CCCUCAGUCAUGCCAGUGCCUGCUCUGUGCCUGCUGUGGGCCCUGGCAAUGGUGAUCCAGCCUGCCUCAGCGGCCCCCGUGGGCAGCCCAGAACUGGCAGAGCAUGAGGAGCUGACCCUGCUCUUCCACGGGACCCUGCAGCUGGGCCAGGCCCUCAAUGGUGUGUACAAGACCACGGAGGGACGGCUGACAAAGGCCAGGAACAGCCUGGGUCUCUAUGGCCGCACAGUGGAACUCCUGGGGCAGGAGGUCAGCCGGGGCCGGGAUGCAGCCCAGGAACUUCGGGCAAGCCUGUUGGAGACUCAGGUGGGCACUGCAGCUGCGACACUGUGGGGUGGCCUCGAAGAGGAGUUCAUGUCUAGGGUAACCAACCAUCCUGGUUUGCCCAGGACUGAGGGGAUUCCUGGGAUACAAGAUUUUCAGCGAUAAACUCAGGCAAGUCCUUAGGUACACAAAGAUGAGUUGGUCAUCCUACUAGUGACCCCCUGUUUAUUAAGCAGAUGGAGGAGG